Carassius gibelio (silver crucian carp) is the source of this 1423-nucleotide messenger RNA. RefSeq names its product probable G-protein coupled receptor 141. Gene Ontology annotation, molecular function: G protein-coupled receptor activity; oxysterol binding. Lineage: Eukaryota; Metazoa; Chordata; Actinopteri; Cypriniformes; Cyprinidae. Gene Ontology annotation, biological process: G protein-coupled receptor signaling pathway. The transcript is spliced from 3 exons. The coding region runs from base 305 to 1252 and encodes 315 amino acids. Gene Ontology annotation, cellular component: membrane. The record is from RefSeq and is a predicted model, not a curated record.
AGAUUUGUAGAACUGUAAUCUCUACUGUGACAAAUAACAGUCAGGAGGUGUUUCCUAAAGACUCUGGAGGCUGGCCGUUUGACACUUACAGAAGAUUUACACAUGAACUGACAAGCUGACAUCACAUUCGUCUUCAACUCUUUUGGCACCAAAAGCAAAUUUACGAACUGUCUCUGUCACAUCAAACUGUCUGCAUGCUGUUGCUGAAGGAUUAUUGACAUUCACUUUAUGAUUGAUACUACUCGUAAAUAAGGCCAAAACAUUUUACCAGGAAAGCAGUUUGGGGAAAAUUGUCAGAAACAACAUGGCAAACCCAAAUGGCCUGCCGAAGGACUUCAAAACUGCUCUUCUGGUCUUAUACAUAUUCAUCUUUAUCUUUGGGACUCUGAAUGUUGUACUAAUGUCCUGUAUGCUACAGUCUCAAAGGCAUCUCUCUUUCACCAAAGUGUCUGUGAUCAAUCUGAUAGCAGUGCACUCCUUUUUCCUUCUCACGGUGCCUUUUCGCAUUUACUAUUAUGCUUCUAACACAGGCUGGCCUCUGGGCAGUGAUUUCUGUAAAUUUGUCAGUCUAAUGAUCCAUGCCCACAUAUAUCUUGCAUUCAUCUUCUAUGUCUCCCUUCUAAUUGUGCGUUAUGUGGAGCUCUCUAAUCAGCGGCACAAGCUAGAGUUUCAUCGCACCCUUCAUGCCACGAUUGCAAGCGCAACCGUCUGGUUGAUCAUAUGUGGCUCUGUGUUCCCAACUAUUUCUAACUACGGAAAUAAUCAGAAUAACAGAGACAAACACACUGAUUCAACUCCGUGCUUUCAUUUCCGUAAGGCUCUGGACGAUCAUAGAGUGAAGACAUUAAACUAUGUUCUUUGUACACUAGUAAUACUGGUUUGGAGUGUGCUAGCAUUUUUCCAAGUUUAUUUUCUAAUCAAAGUGAUUAAGGCAUUUGGAAAGGCCACAUGUCAACGUCAAGAGUUCUGGGCACAAUUAAAAAAUUCUGUUUUCCUGUUGGUCGUGUUUUUUAGUUUUGUGCCUUAUCAAGGAUUCAGAGUAUAUUAUGUGAGUGUAUAUGACAAUACCACAGGAAUACCAAAUACCACAGAAAUACCAAAUACCAAAGAAAUACGGAGUACUGAAGAAAUUCAUCAUAUAAAUGAAGUAUUUCUUGCUGUCACUGCUUUCAGCUGCUUUGAUAUGAUUGUUUUUGCUGGUAGAGAUGUAUGCAAACUUAUAAAUUCAAGGGGAUGGUUUAACUGUUUAUAGCAUCUAUAUUGUAUAUGGUUUUUGAUAUUGUGAAUUGGUUUCCAUUUUAAAUUUUUUUAUGCUUUUGCGCCUUAUAAGCUAAUAACAAUUUUUCUGCAUGACAGAAUGUUUGGAAAUAACCUGGUGUUUUUUUGUUUACAAUGCAUUAAAUAAUUUACAGUAUUUACAUCG